GGAUUAUUGUUAAAUAUUUACAAAAUUAUCAGGCCGAAGAUCACAACAAAUCGGUCGCAAUACGAAAAAAUGGUAGAAUGCAUGACCGAAAGGCCGGACAUUACUCGCUUUGCAAAAGGAGCUAAAGAGGAUGUAGUGGAGUUUUGGGAAGGCGUCGCUCAGCAGCUAAACAGCUUAGGCCCAUCGAAAAAAGAUGUAUCCAGCUGGAAAAAGGUAUGGCUCGAUUAUAAGUGCUACAUUAAAAGAAAGCGUUCCGCCAAUAAAGCAGAGACGAGGGCAACUGGUGGUGGACCCAACAGAAUGCACAAUUUCAAUGAGUUGGAGGAAAAAGUGAUCGAGUUGACGGGUUUGCACACUUCCACAUCGGGGAUCAAUGGAGCUGUCUCUUUUGGUGUGGUAACAACUCAGACGGUUACCCAACCGGUGGUGGAACCUGCGGCAGUCGUUCCUAUGCCAACUGAGCCAGACAAUGCCAAUGUGCAGAGGCAUUCCCCUCCGUUAAAAAAACGACAGGGCCACUUUGGUACAGGAGCAAAUAAAUUUGCAACGAAGCUACUACCAAAAAAGUUUGGCCUUUUUAGAGCAGAUAACGUGCGACUCACGUACCAAGUGCAAGAGAACAUGUAUGACAUGAAGAAGGAAAAAUUGCGUAAAUUAAAGCGGCACAAUAUUGAAAUGGAGGCCCUUAAAAGAAGGGAGCUUGAUUUGCAGGAAAAAUUACUGCGGAUACAAGAAAGAAGCCAGCAUAAAUGAACUAAUGGAUAAAUUUAUUUUUAAGAUUUUUUUUUAUUUUUGAAUUUAAUUUAAUUUUGCACUGAACUACUGAUUUUUUAAUUUUUUUAUUUAAAGAUUAUUGGAUUUAAGACUAUUAGAUUUAAGAAUAUAACUGAACUAAAGAAGUGAACUAACGUUUGUGAUAUCUGUAUAUAUGUAUAAACUAUUAGAUUUAAGAAAAGAACUGAACUAAAGAAAUGAACUAACGCUUGUGAUAUAUGUAUACCCCCAUUAGAUUUAAGAAAAGAACUGAACUAAAGAGAUGAACUAACGCUUGUGAUAACUGUAUAUAUGUACAAACUAUUAGAUUUAAGAAAACGACUGAUUUUUUUGUAUA
This is a messenger RNA of Rhagoletis pomonella (apple maggot), 1111 nucleotides long. RefSeq lists its product as uncharacterized. The coding region runs from base 70 to 753 and encodes 227 amino acids. The record is from RefSeq and is a predicted model, not a curated record. Lineage: Eukaryota; Metazoa; Arthropoda; Insecta; Diptera; Tephritidae. The transcript is spliced from 2 exons. Gene Ontology annotation, cellular component: nucleus.